AUGGUUCCUGCCAUAAUCCACGAAGCCGACUUUUCGCCCGACAACUGUCAUACUUCCACUGACGAUGGUGUUAUUUCCGCUCCCGAUGCUGAACCUUUUAUUCACGAUACCGAUAUGCUUAUCAACAAUAAGGACAUUCCUAUGAACAACGCUGAAGCUGCUAUUCCUUUCGACAAUACGGCUACCCCUAUCGACGACGCUGCCAUCCCCACUGACAAUGCUGAUCUUUCUGCCGACGUUGCCGAUAUCCCUGCCCACGAUGCUACUAUCGCUCCUGAUACGAUCGCUAUGCCGAUUGACGACGAUGUCGAUAUUGCAGAUGCUUCUGACGUUCUCGUUGAUGCUCCCCUCCAUGACAGCUCCGCUUUGAACGAUUCUCCUGUACCGCUUGCUCCGCCUGUCACUUCCUCACCCACCGCUCCUGUUACGCAUCGCAAUAUCAAUAUCGAUUUGCCCAGCGCUUGUGAAGUUGCACGAGGACGUACAACAAGCUUAGGGGGGGAUAAUGUCGAGUUGAAAAACGUUCCAGUUCCGCCAAGCCAGUCACGUGACGCCAGCAAGAUUCCGCCAGUGCUGCGCUCAGGCAAAAAGCGAAAAGUCCAGCCUCUUCUCCCACCUCGGCAGAAACGGAGAAAUGUAAUUCCGGGCCUCUAUCUGAUUGGCCGACGCUAUCCGCGUAUUCCAUUGGCUCACCGUAAUUGCCGCUAGGCUUCGCUCCGCUCCUUGUUGGCAUUGGUCACUGCUUAGCUUCUUUAUUGAAAACUUUUUAAU
Messenger RNA from Radiomyces spectabilis, 771 nucleotides. RefSeq lists its product as uncharacterized. NCBI's taxonomy places the organism in Eukaryota, Fungi, Mucoromycota, Mucoromycetes, Mucorales, Radiomycetaceae. Bases 1 to 708 code for a protein of 235 amino acids. The transcript has a single exon. The record is from RefSeq and is a predicted model, not a curated record.